CACAUUUCGCAGCACGAUUAUUUGCUAAGUACCAAAUUAAAGCUUCAACUUUUACGAUCAUAAUCUCAUUACUCUGAUAAUUCAUUUUCUACUCUUUCUGCAAAAUCUCCGAAGAAAAAUCACUAAUUUCAAGGUGUAAAAAUGGCGAAACCUCGAGUUUCAAUGGAGGUCGGAAACGAUGGAGUUGCUCUUAUCACUCUAUCAAAUCCUCCUGUUAAUUCCUUGGCGAUUCCGAUAAUUGACGGAUUGAAAGAGUUAUAUAGUGAAGCUUUGAAGAGAAAUGAUGUUAAAGCUAUUGUUAUCACUGGUGAGAGUGGGAGGUUUUCAGGCGGUUUUGACAUCAAUGUCUUUCAGAAAGUUCACAAAACUGGGGAUGUAUCUUUGUUGCCAGAUGUAUCGGCUGAUUUGUUGGGCACAAUCGAAGAUUCACGAAAGCCGUCUGUUGCUGCCAUACAAGGACUUGCACUCGGGGGUGGAUUAGAACUGGCUAUGGGAUGUCAUGCACGCAUUUCUGCACCGAAAGCACAACUUGGUUUGCCUGAACUAUCACUUGGAAUUAUGCCAGGUUUUGGAGGGACACAGCGUCUUCCCAGGCUUGUUGGUCUAAAAAAGGCUGUUGAGAUGAUGUCGUCAUCAAAACCAAUAACGUCUGAGGAAGGAUUAAAGUUUGGCCUCAUUGAUGCUGUUGUACCUCCUCAAGAGUUGCUAAAAGUAUCACGCAUGUGGGCUUUAGAUAUUUCAGAGGGACGGAAACCUCUGGUACGCUCCCUCCACAUGACUGACAAGCUAGGUUCCCUCUCUGAAUCUCAUGAAUUCCUAAUGAUAGCAAGACAGAAGGCAAAACAGACUGCUCGAAACAUGCCUCAGCAUCUAGCUUGUCUUGAUGUUAUUGAGGAGGGUAUAAUACAUGGAGGCUAUGCUGGGGUAUUAAAGGAGGCAAAAGUUUUCAAAAAGCUAGUCCUAACAGAUACUGCCAAAGGUCUAGUGCAUGCAUUUUUCUCUCAACGCAUGACAACAAAGGUACCAGGUGUUUCUGAUGUUGGACUGAAACCAAGACGUAUGAAGAAAGUUGCUGUUAUUGGUGGGGGUUUAAUGGGUUCUGGCAUAGCAACGGCCCUACUCUUGAGCAAUGUGCAAGUUGUUUUGAAGGAAGUGAAUGCUGAAUUUCUUGCCAAGGGAAUAAAAUCAGUGGAAGGCAACAUCAGAGGUUUGGUGACGAGAGGGAAGUUGGUAAAGGACAAGGCAGAGAAAGCACUGGCAUUGCUCAAAGGUGGAUUGGACUACUCAGAAUUUAAAGAUGUGGACAUGGUCAUUGAGGCUGUUGUUGAAAAUGUUUCUCUGAAACAAACAAUUUUUAGUGACCUUGAGAAAAUCUGCCCUCCGCACUGUAUUUUAGCAACAAACACAUCAACUAUUGAUCUUAAUGUAAUUGGAGAAAGGACCAAUUCACAGGAACGCAUUGUUGGUGCCCAUUUUUUCAGUCCUGCACAUAUUAUGCCUCUCCUGGAAAUUGUGCGGACACACAAGACUUCGGCACAAGUUAUUCUUGAUCUUAUCACAGUUGGUAAAACAAUCAAAAAAGUGCCUGUUGUGGUCGGAAAUUGUACAGGAUUUGCUGUCAAUAGGGCUUUCUUCCCAUACGCACAGAGUGCUCAUCUUUUGGCGAACUUGGGGGUCGAUAUCUUCAGGAUUGACAGAGUGAUAAGCGACUUUGGCCUGCCUAUCGGUCCUUUCCAGCUUCAAGAUUUAGCUGGAUAUGGAGUUGCACUUGCAGUAGCAAAGGAGUUUCAAGCUGCCUUCCCUGAUCGUACUUACCAGUCUUCUCUAGUUGAACUUCUUGUAAAAGAUGGGCGAAAUGGUAAAAAUAAUGGAAAAGGAUACUAUAUAUACGAAAAAGGCAGUAAGCCAAAACCUGAUUUUUCUGUGCUACCAAUUAUUGAAGAAUCUAGAAGGCUGAGUAAAAUUAUGCCAGGUGGAAAGCCUAUAUCUGUAUCAGACCAAGAGAUAUUGGGGAUGAUAUUCUUUCCAGUAGUGAAUGAGGCAUGUCGUGUUCUAGAUGAAGGAGUGGUGGUUCGAGCAUCUGAUCUAGAUGUAGCUUCUGUUCUUGGGAUGAGCUUCCCUUCAUAUCGUGGUGGUCUGGUGUUCUGGGCAGAUGCUGUAGGGCCAAGCCAUAUAUAUAAUUGUCUGAAGAAGUGGUCAAAUCUGUAUGGCAAUUUCUUUAAACCAUCACGAUUCUUGGAGGAAAGGGUUUCUAAGGGAUUGUUACUGAGUGCGCCUGCUUCAUCAUCAGCUUCAAGGUCACGCUUGUAGGUUGGAUUCACAUUGCCAUUUUGGUGAGGGAGUCUUUUGACAAUAUAUUAUCACUUGAUCAGGUCAUUAUGUAACACUGAGAAUUGGUUUUAUCACAGCUCCUUAGUUUAAGUGGAUCACUUCAGUGGUUCAAGAAUUUUCCUUCCUGGUUCCCUUCACUCUCCUCCAACCCCCUUUCGUUUUUCUCGUAAAGAUGGGGGUGGAAUAUAAGGAGAAGAAAUAAAUAGAUGUGUUGUAAGAAUUCAUCAUCAUAAUAAAAAUUGGAGUAGGAAAUUGUUGAAAUGAAUUUUUUUUCCGCA
Molecule: messenger RNA, 2609 nt
Organism: Beta vulgaris subsp. vulgaris (sugar beet)
Lineage: Eukaryota; Viridiplantae; Streptophyta; Magnoliopsida; Caryophyllales; Amaranthaceae
Product: peroxisomal fatty acid beta-oxidation multifunctional protein AIM1
Exons: 18
Coding region: 142-2310 (722 amino acids)
Biological process (GO): fatty acid beta-oxidation
Cellular component (GO): peroxisome
Molecular function (GO): NAD+ binding; (3S)-3-hydroxyacyl-CoA dehydrogenase (NAD+) activity
Source: RefSeq, a predicted model, not a curated record